CCACACCGGGGGGAUGUCACUGUUUCUCCAGUCCUGGGACAAAAGCCGCUUUGGGGUCAAAUUCGGGGGAAUUGGGGUUCAGCUGGUCAGUGACCACCGCCCCCCCCAGUUUAUUCCCUUUUCCCCAUUUCUCACUCCAGGAGGGUUUUCCUGCUCCACUGGGGCUGCGCUGGCUCCUGGGAAGGUGCUGGGGUUCGCUGCCUGCUGGGGUUGGCUCUGGUGUGAAUUACCCUUGGAUUCGGUGCCUCGUUAGGGAGGAAUCCCGGCGGGAUUCCCGAGGGAUCCCGGGUGAGACAAUGCCCGCAGCAGGCUCGGACCCCGCCCGCACAUGGACAAUAGCUCUGGGUCCCCGAGCCGCCAGGCCACGGAGGGUGCGGCGGGAUCCCCGCAGGAAGGAGAGCAGGGAGAGACCCCGGAUCCCGCCGGAGAACAAAGGAUGAGAGCAGAUCCCAGAUUCCGGGGGGAGAUGGGGCCGGAUCCUGGCUCCUGGUGGAAGGAGGACAGUGUUGGAUCCCCUGUCCCAGCAGGGGAAGGGGGACAGCGUCAGAGCCCAAAUCCUGCCAGUGAAUCCCAGCGCCGUAAUUUGGGUGAGUUUGGGGUAAAAGCACCGACCUUCGAGUGUAUCCUGUGGCCCCCUGGAGCAUCCCCAGGAUCCUGGUGAUCCUCACCAGGUUGGAAUUUCCCGGAGCCAUGGAUUUCCCCCGGCAGGAGCAGCCAGGGGGUCCCUGCUCCCGAGUGGUCCAUUCAGUUAUGGAGCUUCUGAAGCACCCAAAAUUGUGUGUUUUUCCCCUAAAAUGCUGGUACUCCCGGGAUUGCUAGAAUGCCCCAGGGCGGGGAGUGGUUUAUUCACGGUGAUUUACAGGUUGAUCGUGGUCAUUGACGCCAUGGCCAAAAUGCGUCCCGUUUAACCGGACUCUCACUGGACUCUCACCUUUUCCUGGGAAGGGUCAGCGCGGACACCCGCGGGAUCUCUGGUGACCACUCGGGUGGCCUGAGGAAGUGACACCGAGCAAGUGGAGCUAUGUCCAGGCCCGAACCGGGAGACUGGGAGCGCUGGGAGAGCAGCACGGUGUCCGGCCCCACACCACCGGGAACAGUGGCCGAAGCAGCCCCACGCCACACCCGGAGCACCGGGAACAUCUGGAGCGGGGAGCCGCAUGCCGAGGGGCGCUCUGCGGCGAGCGGGGCUGCCAGAGGUGGCCCCCAGCCCCGAGCCACAGCGGAGGCUCCUCGCUCUGGAGGGACGAGAAGCCUGUGGUAUCCCACUCCACGCGGAUCUGGGAUCACCGGGAGCACUGGGAGCACCGGGAGCACCGGGAUCACCGGGAGCACUGGGAUCCCCAUCCCGCUGCCUCGCGCGGGACCCGCGGGCCACUUCCACAUGUGGAGGGACUACUUUGGGCUGGCGGCCAUGAUGACCACGUGUCCCCCGGCUCCGAGCACCGAACCGGCUCCGAGCUCCGGACCGGCUCCAUGUACCGGAUCGGCUCCAUGUACCGGACCGGCUCCGAGCUCCAGACCGGCUCCAUGUACCGAACCGGCUCCGAGCUCCGGACCGGCCCCACCUUCUGAGCCGGCUUUGUGCUCGUUCUGCCAGCACAACGGGGAGUCCCCGGGCGUGUACCGGAGCCACAGCCUGCGGGACGCGCAGGGCCGCCUGCAGUGCCCGGUGCUCCGCAGCUACGUCUGCCCGCAGUGCGGGGCCACGCAGGACCAGGCCCACACCCGUCGCUUCUGUCCCCGCACACACCGAGGCUACACCUCCGUCUACUCCCGCCCGCUGCGCUCCGGCAGCGCCGGGAGGAGGCAGAAGAGCUGGAUGUAGCCGAGAGAUGGAGGAUCCCGCGUCCCCCUGCAGGUACCCGCGGGCUGUGAUGUGGCACAUCCCAUGGCACAUGUGGCACAUCCCACGGCACAUGUGGCA
This is a messenger RNA of Cyanistes caeruleus (blue tit), 1924 nucleotides long. The record is from RefSeq and is a predicted model, not a curated record. NCBI's taxonomy places the organism in Eukaryota, Metazoa, Chordata, Aves, Passeriformes, Paridae.